This is a messenger RNA of Penicillium odoratum, 1764 nucleotides long. RefSeq names its product putative nucleotide-sugar transporter. The transcript is spliced from 2 exons. Bases 1 to 1764 code for a protein of 587 amino acids. Gene Ontology annotation, molecular function: antiporter activity. NCBI's taxonomy places the organism in Eukaryota, Fungi, Ascomycota, Eurotiomycetes, Eurotiales, Aspergillaceae. Gene Ontology annotation, cellular component: endoplasmic reticulum-Golgi intermediate compartment; cis-Golgi network; Golgi apparatus. The record is from RefSeq and is a predicted model, not a curated record. Gene Ontology annotation, biological process: UDP-glucose transmembrane transport.
AUGGGGUUGUCAUCCUCUGCGAACCACCACCGACGGCGAAGCUCGGUACUCACAGGGGCGACUCGACCGGGACAGCCAGGCCCCCCGGAACGGCGGGAUGACAGUCUUCGACCAGACGAUAGAUACAAAUGGGACGAACAGGAGCCGUUGACAGCCGAGGACACCGACACGUCGGAUCACUCGGCUCCAGCGAUGGACACACGCGAGCUUGACAUUAGUUCAGAUGAUGAUCAGUACGAUGAAGAGACCGGUCUGACAGCACAUCAGAGACGUCAGCGACGUCGACGGCGCAGGCAACGCCGCAAGCUGGAUGCUCGCAUCGCAGACACCAAAUCUUUCAAUGACAUCUUCCGGCUCGGUCUGGCUGAUCGCAAUGUGGUCAAGAAACUUAUGGUUAACGCAGGACUAAUCCUCAUGUGGUAUUUCUUCUCAUUAUCAAUUUCUAUCUACAACAAGUGGAUGUUUUCCGAAAGCGCUGUCGUCUUUCCAUAUCCCCUUUUCACCACCAGUCUGCACAUGGCUGUUCAAUUCACACUUGCCAGUCUGAUACUGUACUUGUUCCCAUCCUUGCGCCCGGGACAUUCCCCGGAAUCCGCCUUAGAUUCGCCCGUUGAGGACGCCAAACCUGAGCCGGUACUCACUAAACUGUUCUAUGUGACGCGCCUCGUUCCCUGCGGGGCAGCGACCUCCCUUGACGUUGGUCUAGGCAACAUGUCGCUGAAAUUCAUCUCCCUCACCUUUCUCACAAUGUGCAAAUCAUCUGCACUCGCCUUCGUUCUUCUUUUUGCUUUCCUUUUCCGUCUCGAGUCUCCUUCAGUGAAAUUGAUCGUGGUCAUCGCCGCAAUGACAAUCGGCGUGGUGAUGAUGGUUGCUGGCGAGACUGCAUUCAAUGCGCUCGGCUUCACCCUUGUCAUUGCUUCAGCCUUCUUCUCCGGUUUCCGAUGGGGUCUGACACAAAUUCUCCUGCUUCGUCAUCCGGCAACCUCGAACCCCUUCUCCACUCUCUUUCUCCUCACGCCCGUGAUGUUUAUUUCCCUUAUUAUUAUUGCUCUCACCGUGGAGGGUCCGAACGAGAUCCACCAAGGUUUCCUUAAACUGACCGAGCAACAUGGCACGGUAUUUGGAACCGGUCUGUUAGUGUUUCCUGGUGUUCUAGCAUUCUGUAUGAUUUCAUCCGAAUUCGCCUUGCUGAAGCGUUCUUCGGUGGUGACUUUGAGUAUCUGUGGUAUCUUCAAGGAAGUUGUCACCAUCAGUGCUGCUGGUAUCAUCUUCCAUGACAAACUCACCCCCGUUAACGUUACUGGACUCGUUGUUACCAUCGGCAGCAUCGGUUGCUAUAACUAUAUGAAGAUUUCCCGGAUGCGCAGAGAAGCACAGGAAAGCUGGAGCCGUGAGGGUAGCCCAGAUUCCGACACAGAGGAUACCGAGCUCAGUGGAGGCGAGGCCAGUGAUUACCACCGCAUCGCGAAUCCCGAGUCAGGCGUAAUCAGCACCGUUCCGGGAGAUCAUCUCGACGAUAACUUGCUUCCUUCACAGGCAGGCGACCAGCGACGUUCGUUCCGGGUCCGCGCCAGCGGUGCCAUGCAAGGGCUCACGAUUUCCACGUCCACCAUCCCCGAGAAUGAUGGUCCCGGAUCACCUAUUAAAUCCGCCCCUCCAACCAUCAACUCCAUGUCCGAGGCAUUUCCCGCACACGUCAUAAAGACUAACCGGGAAGCAUCCCCAGGCGUUCACUCUACUUCGUCCAUCUCGCCAGUGCGAUAA